Sinocyclocheilus rhinocerous is the source of this 1933-nucleotide messenger RNA. RefSeq names its product connector enhancer of kinase suppressor of ras 3-like. The coding region runs from base 210 to 1838 and encodes 542 amino acids. Gene Ontology annotation, molecular function: protein binding. Gene Ontology annotation, cellular component: membrane; cytoplasm. Gene Ontology annotation, biological process: regulation of signal transduction. The transcript is spliced from 13 exons. The record is from RefSeq and is a predicted model, not a curated record. Lineage: Eukaryota; Metazoa; Chordata; Actinopteri; Cypriniformes; Cyprinidae.
CACGCUCAGUCCAUGCGAGAGAAUCGGCUGGUAUAAAUGGAGAUAUCUCGCGAGCCGUGCUUGCUUCUGGAUUUCUAGAGCCCAAACUGAAAGAAUGAUCUUAUUUCACAGUGCCGAUCACACGCUGGUGCUUUAUGUACUUUAUCAUUUCUUUAUUAAUAAUCUCUUUUGAGAAUAGCUCUAACCGGUUGGACUGAAGUUUUAAAGCAAUGGAUCCAGUAACGAGGUGGACACCGAAACAGGUUGUUGACUGGAUGAGGGGUCUGGAUGACAGUCUACAACAGUAUGUGCACAACUUUGAGAGAGAGAAGAUUAAUGGAGAACAGCUACUGAAGAUCUCCCAUCAGGACCUUGAGGAACUGGGUAUUGCCCGCAUUGGUCACCAGGAACUGGUUUUAGAGGCCGUAGAUCUCCUCUGUGCUCUGAACUAUGGUGUGGAGACAGAUAACUUGAAGAACCUGGUGCUAAAGAUGAGAGCUGUGACCAACAGCCUUCACACCGCAACAUCAGAACGAAGGAAGAGCCCUACGUAUGAAAGCAACACGUCUAGCAAGCUCCCAAAUGAAUUCCUCUCCUCUGUGGUUGAACUUAUUGGAGCAGCCAAAAGCCUCCUGGCAUGGCUGGACAGAACUCCAUUGACGGGGAUCAGUGAUUUCACCUCCACCAAGAACAAAAUCAUUCAGUUGUGUCUGGAACUGACCACUACAGUGCAACAGGACUGCACUAUCUAUGACAUGGAAGAGAAGAUUUUGGAUGUUUCAAAGGUAUUGAACAGUAUUUGUGACCAGACUGUGAGAACCACCUCUGAUCAUCUCAUGAGCCAGUCAGCAUGUCUGGAGGAAGUUCAACUGACCAACAUCAAACCAGGAGAGGGAUUGGGCAUGUACAUAAAAUCCACCUACGAUGGGCUUCAUGUCAUCACUGGCACCACUGAACAUUCCCCAGCAGAUAUGACACGCAAGAUCCAUGCUGGAGAUGAAGUCAUCCAAGUCAAUCAGCAGACAGUGGUGGGUUGGCAGCUGAAGAACCUGGUGGCCAAGCUGAGAGAGGACCCUAAAAGUGUGGUGCUUCUUUUAAAGAAAAGGCCCACAGGAACCUCAGGAUUUACCCCAGCACCUCUCAAAAACAUGCGCUGGAAACCUCCCGUGCCUCAGAGCUCCACAUCUCCUAGUAAGAGUCAGUCAGACAAGUCUGCCAAACUCUGCAGUAGGAAGGACAAGCCAGCCAUACUGGACCUGUACAUCCCUCCACCUCCAUCAGUGCCUUACACACCACGGGAAGUACGGAACAGCUCAUACACCAGCCUGAAUGUCAGACCUAAAGGCUCGGAGUCCCCAAACUCCUUCCUGGACCUGGAGAGCCACCGGCGCUUCACCAUUGCAGACUAUGACAAACUGUCCGUUCAACCACUUGAGGUCAACGUACAGAUGCGUCCAAGAGGAAGAUCCUCAUCACAAGGUAAACCACGACCUCUGUCAAUGCCUUCGGAUACAUGUUUGAGCGUGGCAGACCUGUAUGCAAAGCCCUGGACACAGGGACGGAAAGGUGAAGAUCUUCUGUACAGAUACCUAAGCAACGAACGCAUACCAACUAUCGCUGAGGAGGCCCCGGGCCCAGGCUCGUCUUACAAGUUCACAGCCGAAAGACCCGCUUAUGGGAUCGACUACUCAAGGAACAGCCGAUUCCUUGUCAGUGCGGAUCUGCACAACAGCGCCACCAUACCUUAUCAAGAGGACUUUGUCAAAAAGACCCCCAUGACAUCCACCCCCAAACGGCCCCCCGCGGAGCCCUCGCUACUGGUCAGUUGGAUCACACGGCUUAAGCUAUUGACUCACUAAUGUCAGCUUGCCUUCACCCUUUGUCCAGCUGUGUGCGGUGACUCUUUUCUCAUGUACUUUUUCAUGCUUUCACUCUCCUUUUCUUGGGGUAUUUC